UCACCAGAAGAUUUUAAUGGACACCCGCCUCCUCUGAAAACGCCCACCCCCCCUCUCCCCCAAUUCUUUCUCUCUCUUUUCAAGACUGAGCAGUGUAGGGUCGUCAACUGUCUCUAGAGCCAUUUGUUUCCUCUGUGUUUGCUUGGAACAAACUCCCAAAAGAAAGAGCAGAGGAGAACCAUCUCUGGUGAUGCAUUUGUAAUUUACUCACCACAUUUUAGCUGCCUCUGUUUCCCAGAUCUGCUCACAAACCGUUUUAUUUAUUUAUUUCCAUUCUUGUGUCCUUCUGCUUGUUCCAUUUGAGUUGAAGCUAUGAGUAAAGAAGAUUUUGUGAAGAUCCAGAAAUCUGUUCUCAAAGUGAACAUCCAUUGUGAUGGAUGUAAGCAGAAAGUGAAGAAAAUAUUGCAAAAAAUUGAUGGCGUUUACACCACCGACAUAGAUUCAGAGCAGGGGAAGGUGACAGUCACCGGAAAUGUAGAUCCAGCAGUUCUCAUGAGGAAGCUUGCAAAGUCAGGAAAACAUGCAGAGCUCUGGGGCAAUCCAAAGGCCAACAGCAACAAUAACCAAAACCUCCAGGCGAAUCAAUUCAAGAACUUGCAAGUUGAGAAUGGCAAAGGUGGGAACAACAAAGGUCAGAAGGGUGGUAACAACCAGCCCAAAGGAGGACAACAGAACCAGCAACAGCAGCAACAACAACAUCUUCAGCAGCUUCAGCAACUUCAACAACUUCAGCAGAUGAAAGAUUUCCAAGCCCCUAAGCUGCCCCAAUUCAAGGACAUGAAAAUGCCUACCAAGGACCAGAACGCAAACCAAAAGGCGGUGAGGUUCGACUUGCCAGAGGAUGAUGAUGAGUUUGAUGAUGAGCUUGACGAUCUCGAUGAUGAGGAUUAUGAUGAUGAAGACUUUGAGGAUGACAUGGAUGCUGCAGCAUCCCCCAAUAAGAUGAAAACUAUGACGGGUAAUGGUCAGGGGCCUAACAUGAUGAUGUUGAAUGGUAUGAUGAAUAGAAAUAACCCACAGCUCAUGAAUGCCCAGAAGGGUGGUAAUGGUGGGGGUAAUGCGAAAAAAGGUGGCGGCGGCGGUGGAGCUGUGCCCAUUCAGGUGAAUGGCAUCGGUGGAGGAAACACUGAUGGAAAAAAUAGUAACGGAGGAAAGAAAGGCGGCGGAGGUGGAGGUGGAGGCGGAGGUAAUAAUCAGAAUCAAGCUGGCGGUGGGGGUGGCAAAAAUGGUGGUAAGAAUGGCGGUGGCUUACCCUCGGAUACCAAAAAUGGCAACAGUGGCGGUGGGGCAAACAACAAGAAUGGCCACAAUGCUGCUAAUGGAAACAACAAUAAUGUCAAUGGGGGUAAAAAGAACGUUGGGAUGAAUGUGAACGAUGUGGUUCAAGCUAUGAACAAUAAUGGGAUGCACAGCAUGGGUGGUCCUCCGGCAGGAGCUAACGUGGGUCAUAUGCGCAGUAUGAACAUGCCCAUGGGCCAAAUGGGCAACAAGCCAAUGGGCCAAAUGGGCAACAUACCCAUGGGCCAAAUGGCCGGCAACAUGCCACCUAUGGGCCAGAUGGGUAACAUCCCAGCUGUCCAAGGCCUUCCGGCGACUUCCAUGAACGGCCUCGGCGGCGGAUAUUUCCAGGGUGCAGGGCCGGAGAUGAUGCCUGGCAACCCAUAUAAUAACCACCAGCAGCAGUACUUGGCAGCAGUGAUGAACCAGCGGGCCGCGAUGGGGAACGAAAGGUUCCAUCCCAUGAUGUAUGCGAGGCCCCCUCCGGAGGUCAAUUACAUGCCACCACCGGCAUACCCUUACCCCUACCCACCUCAGCCUGACACCUACUCCCACUUCUUUAGCGACGAGAACACCUCAAGUUGUAAUGUGAUGUGAAAACUUUCACUGCUGUGGAUUGACAUAUUUGCUAAAGUUACUGGUGGAAGGGGUGGUAAUCAUGGCGGUUCAGUUUAUAUAGUUGCGAGGACAUCAACUUCUUAUGCUUA
This is a messenger RNA of Juglans microcarpa x Juglans regia, 1985 nucleotides long. Its product is annotated as heavy metal-associated isoprenylated plant protein 33-like. NCBI's taxonomy places the organism in Eukaryota, Viridiplantae, Streptophyta, Magnoliopsida, Fagales, Juglandaceae. The record is from RefSeq and is a predicted model, not a curated record. Gene Ontology annotation, molecular function: metal ion binding.